This is a messenger RNA of Dovyalis caffra, 912 nucleotides long. The record is from the annotation of a GenBank genome assembly. Lineage: Eukaryota; Viridiplantae; Streptophyta; Magnoliopsida; Malpighiales; Salicaceae.
AUGUCAACCACCAGCAUCAACGCCUACACAACCACCGAACCACCACCACCGCAAAUCCUAAUCCCCUCCCUCUCAAAUGAUAUCGCCUUAAGCAUCUUAGCCCGCAUCCCAAGGUCCCAUCACCCACUUCUUUCCCUAGUCUCCAAACCUUUCCGUUCCCUCCUUUCGUCUCCUCUAUUUUACACUACUCGCUCCCUCCUCAACACCUCUCAACACUUUCUCUACCUUUCCCUCCGCAUUCCCACCGCAACUUCCCUGCAUUGGUUCACACUCUAUCAAAACCCCACAAAGAAUUCCUUAAUUCCCCUCCCUCCCACUCCUUCCCCUCUCGUGGGUUCCGCUUUCGUCGCUGUGGGACCCAAGAUUUAUGUCAUUGGUGGCUCGAUCGGUGACAUCCCGUCCUCCCACGUAUGGGCACUGGACUGCCGCUCCAACACGUGGGAGGCUGUCCCUGGCAUGAGAAUUUCGCGCGAGUUUGCUGCCGCUGGAGUUGUGGAUGGGAGAAUUUAUGUGAUUGGCGGGUGCGUGGUGGACACGUGGGUGAAGUCGAGGAAUUGGGCGGAGGUUUUUGAUCCGAAAACGGGGAAAUGGGAUUCUGUUGAUAGUGGAAAGGAUGGUUUGUUACGCGAAAAAUGGAUGCACGGAAGUGCUGUAGUAAAUGAGAGAAUUUAUGUGAUGGCAGAUAGGAACGGGGUUGUUUAUGAGCCGAAAACGAAGAAAUGGGAGACUGUGGGGAGUGAAUUGGAUUUAGGGUGGAGAGGGAGAGCAUGUGUGGUUAAUGGGAUUUUGUAUUGUUAUGAUUAUGUGGGAAAUAUUAGGGGUUUUGAUGUGGGGAAUGGGGUUUGGAAGGACUUAAGGGGGUGGAAAAGGAGUUGCCUAGGUUUUUAUGUGGUGCCACGAUGGCGAAUGUAG